AUUGGGAGCAUCAUCCUGCUCCCGAUGAAAACUCAGGCAUUCCAGCCUGUGGGGCAGACAAGAGUAUUUGCAUUCCCUGUCGCAAUUUUGAAAAAGACUGAGCAACAGACCUGAGACCUGAGACCACCAAUGCCACCAUGUGGUCAAUACUGUACUGCGAGGAAACAAGAGAGAGACACCAACACCUCUACCUGAGGCUAAGACUGAGUGGCUUGGGGCAAGCCUAAAAUGCCAGACUAUCUGCCUGCCCAUAGACAGUGAGGGAUUGUGCUUACACACACAGAUGUAACAAAUAGCCACCAGGAUAAUCCAGAGACCACCUGCAUCGCCUCUUCUAGCCCAACGCUGAGCUGCCAGGAAGAAUCCUGUACCGUCCGCACAUCCUCUCGAAACAAGGGCGAACUGAACGAAGAAGCCUGAGGUUGACACGCCUCCUCCCCUGUAGACCAGGACUAAGCGGCUGGGACAAGCCCGAUAUUGUCAGCAUCACUGCACAUGCGCUCUGACAACGAGGGACAGAGCCCCCAUGUGGCCCAGGCCUUUUUACCACUGUAAAUAAAAUAAACCAUGUGAACUCACCCAAGUGCGAUUGUCGGUAUGGUCACUGCCGAAGCUGAUGUCAUCCCCUGACACCCUACUUGUGGAGAACGUGGGCAAGACCACACUGGCUACUUUGAAGCUUCCAUAUGAAAUGGAAAUGGAAGAAGAAAUUCAAAUGAAGGAAAACUGGACAUUAAAUCAUCUUGAGAAUGAAUGAUGCCACCGUCUCUGCUGCUGAGCAAGCGUAACUGCCAUGGGUACAUGGGUGGCAGGUUUUAUGGGGCGAAUGCAGGAGAAUGGGGUUGAGAGGGAAGGAUGGAUCAGACACAUUGAAUGGUGUAGACUUGAAGGGCCGAAUGGCCUUAAUCUGCUUCUAAAACUUCACAGUAUCUUCAGAGGUCUCCGGAUUUUUCUUGCUUUCAGAGAUAUUUAAUGAACUAACUAACUAGACAAUUGCUGCUGAAAAUGUGAACAGAAAACAGUGAGAGCCAGACUAAAGAAGAAUUCUCUAAAGUCCUCCGGCAGCUCUUUACAAGCACCCACUUUGUGUGAAAAAGUUACCUCUCAGGUUCCCAUUAAACCUUUCUCCCAUCACCUUAAACCUAUGUCCUCUGGUUCACAAUUUCCCUAAUCUACGCAAGACUCUGUACAUCUAUUCAAACUAUUCCUCUCACAAAAUGUUCACCUCUCCUUCCUCAUUGACUGAAUGUAGCCACCUGAUCUAUUAAAAUUACUUCCUGCAUUUGACAAUUCCUUCCAUUUCAAUACAUUCUUUGUCAUGUUACUAUAUGGUUUCUAUCAAACCGCUCUUUGUGUCACAUCCAUAAAUUAUCAAAUCUCUCUUUGACCACAUCCAUUAUGUAAAUUAUGUUACGCAAACAUAAACUGAAGAUAUCAAAUGGAAAUUAAACAACUGAACACAGUCUCAUGAAACGUCUUCACUGAUACUGCCAGUUUAAAACAGGAUCCAUUGGAGAAACACCUCAUUGCCACACCAUGAUUCCCAUUCGUCAGAUAUUUAUCGUUAUCGUCAUUAAUGGAGCUAGUGUUCUGCUGUAUGUAAGUUGGCAUUUGCAAACACAACAAAAUGUUCAAAAGAACAUGGUAAGAAUGUCACAAGUGGAAGAUGAAGCUACCAUGGAUGAUCCUCGUCCACUCCUGAAUCCUGGGAUUAUGUUUGUGGAAACAACAGACAAGGUGGAGCUGAAGCCAUUGGUGAUGUGCUCAGUGGAGUCUACUGCUCGUCAAAACCCAGAUAAACCAAUCUAUUUCUUCAUGAAGGGGUUCAGUGGCAACUUGAGCCAAUAUCCAAAGCCUAAGUACAGAUUCAUCCCGUUCCUCUCCUCAAUGAAGAAUGUUGUUCUUCUACCUUUAAACGCUAACGAACUGUUUGAUGAUACUUCGUUGAAAUUCUGGCAUCGAAAGGUAAAUCCAGAAAAGGAGAAGUUUUGGACCCAUGUGUUUUCUGAUGGCUGCAGAUUAGCACUGCUGUGGAAAUAUGGGGGCAUCUACCUGGAUACUGAUAUUAUAUCAAUGAGGCCAAUACCGUUUGCUAACUUUACAUGCCCUCAGCAUUUUAAAACUGUCAGUAAUGGGGCUAUAGGUUUCUCACAUAGGCAUCAUCCUGUUUUAUGGAAUUGCAUGGAAGAUUUUGUGGCCAAUUACAUUGGACAUAUUUGGGGUCAUCAAGGCCCUAGACUGCUUACCCGUGUGCUGAAGAGAUGGUGUCAGACGGAUAAUCUAGCUCCCUUCAUUGGCAAAGAAUGCAACGGCAUCUCUAUAUGGAUCACAAAACGGUUCUACCCAAUCACAUUUCAAGAUUGGAAGAAGUACUACUCUUCUUGGAAAAAGAAGGAUAUAGAGCGGAAAUUCUCAGCAACGUAUGGAGCACAUGUCUGGAAUUCUAUGAAUAGAAAAGAUAAAAAGCAAAUCGUUGUUGGAAGUGGAUCUUUAAUUGAACAUUUUUUCCAGUUGUAUUGUCCAACUGCAUACAGAGAUGUCAUUCAAUUGAAUCAUAGUUUAUGGUGAUUUAUGUCCUGAUGUCCUUGUUUUUAGUAUGUCUAAAAGUGUGUAGUGACCAUUUGGCUUGUUUUGCGUGUCAUUAAUGAUGGCAUGUGUCUUUAAAUUUUAAACAGUCCGUUAUAUUGUGGGUGGGAUUUAUGACAUAUUUUAGGGCAUGUUUGGGGCUAUGUAUCUUGCACAAAAGUUUAGUUUUUAGUUUAGUUUGGAACCAGCAUGGAGAAGGUUUACCCUUCAACCAUGCGAAGUGUAAUGGAGACACGAGGAUUUUUUUAUCGUUUAAUGUGAUAAGCUGGAGUUCGAUGAAGAUUAUAGUAACAGGUCGGAAGAAGUUUGGAUGUAUCGUAAUGUUUUUCAUCAACAAUAAAGAAUUUACUAAUCAAAAGACUGUGUUUUGGAAGACUUAUCUGUGAAGAAGCUCUGAAGGUCUCUGAUGGUGGGCUUGCAUGCGGACAAAGACAUUCACCCUUAACCAUGCUGUCCAUUUACCAGCUAGAGGGAGUAAUCUCUUAUAACCAUAUAACCAUAUAACAAUUACAGCACGGAAACAUGCCAUCUCGGCCUUACAAGUCCGUGCCGAACAAUUAUUUUCCCCUAGUCCCAUCUACAUGCACUCAGACCAUAACCCUCCAUUCCUUUCCCAUCCAAAUACCUAUCCAAUUUAUUUUUAAAUGAUAAAAUCGAACCUGCCUCCACCACUUCCACUGGAAGCUCAUUCCACACAGCUACCACUCUCUGAGUAAAGAAUUUCCUCCUCAUGUUACCCCUAAACCUCUGUCCCUUAAUUCUGAAGUCAUGUCCUCUUGUUUGAAUCUUCCCUACUCUCAAUGGGAAAAGCUUGUCCACGUCAACUCUGUCUAUCCCUCUCAUCAUUUUAAAGACCUCUAUCAAGUCCCCCCUUAACCUUCUGUGCUCCAGAGAAUAAAGACCUAACUUAUUCAACAUUUCUCUGUAACUUAGUUGCUGAAACCCAGGCAACAUUCUAGUAAAUCUCCUCUGUACUCUCUCUAUUUUGUUGACAUCCUUCCUAUAAUUGGGCUACCAAAAUUGUACACCAUACUCCAGAAUUGGUCUCACCAAUGCCUUGUACAAUUUUAACAUUACAUCCCAACUUCUAUACUCAAUGCUCUCAUUUAUAAAGGCUAGCAUACCACAAGCUUUCUUUACCACCCUAUCUACAUGAGAUUCCACCUUCAGGGAACUAUGCACAGCUAUUCCUAGAUCCCUCUGUUCAACUGCAUUCCUCAAUUCGCUACCAUUUACCAUGAACGUUCUAUUUUGAUUUGUCGUGCCAAGAUGUAGCACCUCACACUUAUCAGCAUUAAACUACAUCUGCCAUCUUUCAGCCCACUCUUUCAAAUGGCCAAAAUCUCUCUGUAGACUUUGAAAAUCUACUUCAUUAUCUACAAUACCACCUAUCUUAGUAUCAUAGAAACAUAGAAACAUAGAAAUUAGGUGCAGGAGUAGGCCAUUCGGCCCUUCGAGCCUGCACCGCCAUUUAAUAUGAUCAUGGCUGAUCAUCCAACUCAGUAUCCCGUACCUGCCUUCUCUCCAUACCCUCUGAUCCCCUUGGCCACAAGGGCCACAUCUAACUCCCUCUUAAAUAUAGCCAAUGAACUGGCCUCAACUACCCUCUGUGGCAGAGAGUUCCAGAGAUUCACCACACUCUGUGUGAAAAAAGUUCUCCUCGUCUCGGUUUUAAAGGAUUUCCCCCUUAUCCUUAAGCUGUGUCCCCUUGUCCUGGACUUCCCCAACAUCGGGAACAAUCUUCCUGCAUCUAGCCUGUCCAACCCCUUAAGAAUUUUGUAAGUUUCUAUAAGAUCCCCUCUCAAUCUCCUAAAUUCUAGAGAGUAUAAACCAAGUCUAUCCAGUCUUUCUUCAUAAGACAGUCCUGACAUCCCAGGAAUCAGUCUGGUGAACCUUCUCUGCACUCCCUCUAUGGCAAUAAUGUCCUUCCUCAGAUUUGGAGACCAAAACUGCACGCAAUACUCCAGGUGUGGUCUCACCAAGACCCUAUACAACUGCAGUAGAACCUCCCUGCUCCUAUACUCAAAUCCUCUUGCUAUGAAAGCCAACAUGCCAUUCGCUUUCUCAAGAGUCAAGAGUCAAUUUAAUUGUCAUUUGGACCCCUGGAGGUCCAAACGAAAUGCCGUUUCUGCAGCCAUACAUUACACACAAAUAGACCCCAGACACAACAUAAUUACAUUUAACAUAAACAUCCAUCACAUAGCUGUGAUGGAAGGCCAAAUAAACUUAUCUCUCCACUGCACUCUCCCCCCCUCCCGAUGUCAGAGUCAAAGUCAUAGCCCCCGGCUGGCGAUGGCGAUUGUCCCGCGGCCAUUAAAGCCACGCCGGGUGGUGCGAGGUCGCACACCGGGUCUUGGUGUUGGAGCCCCCGGUGUGCGCUCGCAGAGUCCGCGGCCAUUCCAGCCGCGCGGGGCAGUGAUGUAGGCCCCGCUCCAGGAGCUCUUCAACCCCGCAACUCGGGCGGGAGAAGUCGCCGUUGCAGGAGCCCCGAAAAGCGGUCUCCCUCCAGGGAGCCGCGGGCUCCCGAUGCCGUCGUCCACAGACCCGUCGUUGGAGCCUCC
This is a messenger RNA of Leucoraja erinaceus (little skate), 5147 nucleotides long. Its product is annotated as alpha-1,4-N-acetylglucosaminyltransferase-like. Lineage: Eukaryota; Metazoa; Chordata; Chondrichthyes; Rajiformes; Rajidae. Bases 1537 to 2568 code for a protein of 343 amino acids. The record is from RefSeq and is a predicted model, not a curated record. Gene Ontology annotation, biological process: protein O-linked glycosylation. Gene Ontology annotation, molecular function: acetylglucosaminyltransferase activity. The transcript has 3 exons.